Molecule: messenger RNA, 7728 nt
Organism: Babesia ovata
Lineage: Eukaryota; Apicomplexa; Aconoidasida; Piroplasmida; Babesiidae
Exons: 2
Coding region: 1-7728 (2575 amino acids)
Source: RefSeq, a predicted model, not a curated record
AUGGUGGCGGACCAUGGAGUUGUGCUUAGCACACUUAAGGACUUCUUUCAGUUCCUGGGGUGGUUGAACAGUAACGAUGAUGAGACUGUGCUAGAAAAGGUGGCAAGUGAGCUGGAAAACCGUAUUGAUACAUGUCAUAAGAAUCCUCAGUUUGAAUCUGAAUUUAGAAGUUCACUCAUCAAAUUUCUCGACGGCAUCUCAUUGGUUUAUCACCAAAUAAGCAAGGAACCAUCCGCGAGGACAUAUGACCAAAAAACCGCAGCUCAGGUUGCCGAGGCCUUUCACGAGUGCCUCAUUAAGGUGCACUCUGCACUUAUAUAUUUGCUGGACAUUGUGAGCCUUAGUUAUGACGAUGCAUGUGGUGGUGAUAGGGAAAGGUUUGAGGAACUACAAGAUCAUGAGCUUAAGGAAUAUCUAAUCUUCUCCAACUCUGAUGAUUUCAACGGCAUCAUCACUGGAGGUUUUGGUGAUGGUGACCUGAAAAAUCUGCGGGCCUCCAAAUUGGCAGAAAAUAUUCAAAAUGCGCUCGGCAACCUAGAAAGACUUAACGACAUCUUGGGAUGUAAUAAGCGUAUAAAGGAAGAUUAUAAAGAGUCUGAUCUCCCACCUGCCAAUGUUCCGGAUAUUCCUAUAAAACCGUCUUCAAAGGUCGUGCCAACUAAAACAGGGAAUGCAAAGCCCGUUAUAAAAUCCGAUGGUAAGCAUAUACGGUGCGAUAAGAAUGAGUUGGCACAGAGCCACGGUAAAAUGUCUGAAGACGCACAAAACCAGCGUUGGGAUGGUUCUACAUUCCCAUAUCAGGAUGACGACCUAUUUGCAGUGACGGACUCAGAUUUACCUCAUUAUAAUCAAUACCUGUCAGGGUCUCCAGAUGGAUGGCAUCAGGCUGCAGUGCAUUCUGUUGAUCCUGAAAAGCUGGAGGCCGAAAAAAAAGUGCCGGUCGUGCCAGCUAAAAAGCAUAUUCCUGAAGACCAACCUCCGAAAGAAAAGCCUCCAAAGGUCAAUGAACAGCCUAAAGAUUUGGCAUCACCGCCUGAAACGCUCAUGCCUAAAGAAAAGUCUACUUCUAAAAUAGCCUCAGCAAAGCGUGUCGCCACUAAGUCACAGGCGACCAAAAAUGAGACAUCUCAUCCCUUCAAGAAAUCUGAGGAGGCACGGGACCAGGGUAAAUACUCUGACCCAGACUGGGAUAAAUUGUUCGACCGGAUUGAGCAAGAGGAUGCCUAUUCAUAUGCCGGAUGUGCUUAUGAAUCCCCGCAGGAGCCUGAUGGCCCAGGGUAUCCUUCACCCAAAGUUCCUGCAGCCAGCCCAAAAGUGGUGCCCGAAAAGAAUGUUUCAACUACUCCAUCUAAGAAGCCGGAGCUAACGCCUGUCUUGUUUUCUGGGAGGCCUAAAAAGCCUGAGGUGCCUCCUGCCAAGGUUCCCGUCACAAAACCUACUGCCACCAAAACUGAAGCUGUAAAGCCUGUUCUCACUAAAGCUAAGGCGGCGAAGCCGACUGCCACUAGUACUCCGCUUGCUCAAAAUCCUGGUAAAAAAUCCGAGAGGGGACAGGACCAGAGCAAUGAAGCUGAAUCAUACCGAAAUCAACAUGACUUUGAAGAAUCGGAUACAUAUUAUGCAAGCGAAGACCCUAAUGUCCAUACGCUUACCGAUGAACAAACUGAGGAAUCCGAAGGUUCUCCAAAUCUGGGCAAGGAAGUGGACGCACUCCUGGAUGACUAUGAUGUUUCAAUUCACGAAAUGACUUCAGAUUCACCUGUUCCAUAUUCUGAUGUAGACCUGCAAGAACAUGCUGACUCAGGUCCUCAGCGGUCUUCGCUUGCAGAAGCUCUCGGAAUUCCCAAGGAGCCUGUCCCACAGAAGCACCCUCCGAAAGUGCCACCUAAGAACUCCGAUUCCCCGCCUUUAGAGGCCUCCAGGGAAUAUGUGCCAGAAAAGCAGUCUGAGGGGCCACAAUAUCAGGUCGAGGCAUUGGAUGUUGAUACAGAUCUAAAUAACGGCCAAGGUGAUCUAAUGCCUGCAUAUUCACCUGUAGACUACACUCAUUUCCCUCAGCUACCCGGCAAUCAAGGAGAUCAACCCAAUCAGGGCCAGCAGGGAGAUCAGCCCCAGCAAAUACAGCGUAAUCCAGAACUUCAGAAUACUACGCCUGCCUUGGCUGCUGAGACUGGUAAAAACCCUGCCGCCGUAAGGUUGCAACCCACUACAUACUACUCUGGUAAGAAGCUUACGGACUGUCCCACGAACCUUCGCGAGUCCAUCGACUGGAUCAUCCAGCUUAAGUAUGGGAGUGGCCAUGGUGAUGGUGUUGAUAACUUAUCCGAAGCCUUGGACAAGCUGCAUCGGAAACUUAUUGCAGACUCCUUUUCCAAUCUGCUUGAUCAGCUUUCUGACCUUCUUGAUCCUUGGAAAACAACGCCGUGCUGUCGGCGGAUUCAUAGAGCAAUUAGGACAAUUAAGAUUAAACUUCAGCAUCCUAGAAAUAUCCAAAGAAAUCAUAUUAACGGUCUUUUAAAGCAACUUGAAUAUAAUAAGGAGGUCUGUCUUCAACAUCAUUACAUUGACUCCUCUAAGGAUGAAGCUUUGAAGGAUGUUCAUUCCAAGAUGAGGGAUCUUGCUGGUGUUAGUAGGGAUAUUAACACUUCUAGAAAUGGUUUACUGCAUCACCUUUGUGACGGCGUUCAAAUCCUACUAGGCUUCGACUCAUCUUCCAAAGGUUAUUCGGGCUCCGGCAUCGUGUACUCCGAACUUGACAGGCUGUGCGACGGGGUGAUGGCGUUUUUGAGUGGUGUGCUCAAAUAUGUGCAUGAAAAUGAGAACCUUCAUCCUUAUGGAAGUAAGCUGACCAGCACUGUAAGAAAAUUGCAUGAUCACCUUAAUAAGGGCGGAGGAGCCUGGCGUGAUGCGAUUGAUAUUGCUAGGGUUGAGUUUGACAAGAGUUGGAAGGUCACGGGGGGUAUAGGGGGGUGGUUGGGGGAAGUAGAAAGGACGCAUGAGGCGGUUAAAAAGCUGUUGAAAGAGUUGAUGGAAAAAGAUACUAAGGUCUCGGGAUCGGUAGACAUUCCAGGUCUGCUAGGAGACAUUCGGAAUGUAAUAAAUGGUACUAAAAAUGCUGAAGUGUCCAAAAAUGGCGGUUUCCUGUCCAGGUGGGUAGGCAAUCUUGACAAGAUUACGAAGAGAAGUAAGGAGUCGCCCGAUAAACUUAAUGAAUUGGAUGCCAGGCUCAUGGAAGCAUUAUCUCCACACGUCACCUUAAUCAAUGAAGCCGUGGAGAGCUUUGUGGAGUCGACUAAGAGGGAUCAUGAGGGGCUUGUUAAGGUAUGGGAGAAGGUAAAAGUGGAGUUGACUCAGCUUGAAACGUCAGUGAAAGAAAAGGCUGAGCAGGCUGGGGAAGCGUGUAGAGAGGAAUUGCAGCAGGCUUUCAAAACAAAAAUUAAGCAUCCUAUUGGUGAAGCUAGAAGUACGUUGGAGGCUGUGAAAAAGAGCCUGCAAAGUUGGAGCGAGGAGGCUUUGCAAGACGCUACUGCAGGCUUGGAAAAUGCUAAGCAAAUUUUGGAUGAAGUUGCUGAGAAAAGCAAAAAUAGGGAAAGGGUUGACAACGCAGUAACACAACUAAGAGAUGCCGCUGAACACUAUUAUGUUAAAGUUAAACAAAAAGAGCUUGAGGCCCUUUGUCACCAGGCCAGGUACACCCUGGAGAAUCUCUGCAUUGAGGUGACGGAAUUAGUGGAUGAGUAUUAUGGUUUCUUGGAGCAGUAUUGCUUGUCUAUACUUAGUGGCCAAGGUUUUAAUGUCUAUGGUAACGGUCAGAACGUUUCGUCCUGUGUUCAACUGUUGCAUACAGUUUCACAAGUUGUUCAAGGUUAUGCAGGAAUCGCAGUGUCAUCGGCGUCACAAUUCGAGCAGACAGUACAGGAUUUUCGGUCGCUGUUAUACACUCUUCAAAAUCAACAUUUACAGGCUGCAAUAACACCACAAAUUUUCCAAAGCCUUACGACCUUCGUAAAUAACAUCAAGACGGCUGUGCAAGGGUAUGUGGGACAUUUGAGAGAUGACAUAAGUAACCUUCAUUCUCUAGGCUCUAACCAUUUCGUUGUUACGUCUCGUAAGACCAAUGGUGCAGUUGGUAACCUUAUAAGUGUAUUGAGUAUAGCUACAGAGUUUGCUCACUUGCUUUAUCAAGCGCUUCAGCAGAGUGCUUGGCAAUCCCGUCAGCAGCCCACCAACCUUCGUGGUCUCCAAAAUGUUCAGGACGAAUUACAAGAAAUUUUGCGAAAUGUAAAUUGUUACUCUGGCGACGUUAGUCAAAUAAAAUCGCACAUCGUGCGAUUCGAAAGGGACAUCACCAAACCCUUCGAACAACUUAUGGGAAGCAUCAGUGCAGCCUGUGAGACUGUUAAUCAGAAGUUGGAAGACUUGAAGAAUAUGAUUACAAGAAAUGGCAAGGAUGUCGAUGUGGAACAUGAUCUCGAGAAAAUAAAAGAGGAAAUCGAUAAAAUAAUUGGCACCUCAGCGCCGUCGGCCGCUACCGAAACGUCAAAUACCCUGACGCAAAUCAUCACCGCGGCCGAAACAUUCCAAAAUGAAACCAUUCCUAACACGGUAAAAACGUAUAUCGAGCAAAUACGCUCCACAGUCAAAAGCCAAACGGUUGCAAAAAUCGAAGUCAUCCAAAAAUCAGCCGUCACGGAGUUCGCCAAUUCCAAGGCCGAGGAGCUUAAGCAGCUGGAGGAGUUGGUUAAAAAAGAGAAAGAAAGGAUUUCUGAUAUCAUAAAGAGGGAUUUUGACAGUGGCAUAAAGGGAUUAAUGAAGUGGAUGUACGGCGGGCGGUAUCCAUAUGGUGAGGAUCCAAAACGAGAGCAUCCACUGAUUAUGCUUGCAGAAGCUCUGCCUAAGCGCGGAGGGGAUGCUCCGAACGGCAAAGAAUAUCUUCAAAGAAUUAAAGGUUUGUCCUCAACAUUUCAAACCUUUUUGAAUCCCAUUUUGGAAUAUGUUCAGAAGGAAGUUACGAAAGUGUUACCUGCCAAACCUCAGUCUGGAGAUGCCAUAAAGGAAGCGAGGAAAGAACCCAAUCAACUUCGCAAAAUAAAGGAUGAUCUUGAUGUGUUACUUCAACAUUUUUCUAAAACCCAUAAAAUUUUCAUUUUCGACUUCCACUUCUCCAAACUCCUCUCUGCCCUCACUUCCUCCCUCUCCGCCCUAUCCCCCAACAAAUUCGCGAACCCGCGGCAUCCCGAACUGCUGGACGCCGUCAAGAAAGGCCUGUCGGCAUUUACCGACGAGCUCAUGAAGGGGUAUGUUAAUAGGUAUGAUGGACACCCUGAUGAAUUAAUAUGGGAAGCUGACAAAUCCAACGACAGUGAGAAAUGCGCUAAGAUAUGUGUCACGAUAAUGGAGAUGAUGAAAAAAAAUCUGUCUGAUUUGAAAAGGGAAUGUAAUAAUGGUGGAAAGUGGCAUCAGAAAUGUAUUUGCUUGUUCGAUUUAGAUGCCACAAAGAAGAAAACUGGCAACCCACUUGGAGAGUGGUUGACCAACCGUGGUUUCACUGUGCCGUCCGAGAAUGAUAAGCAGGACGGUGAGCUGCGGAACAGGAAAGAUUUCACAGGUGCAAAAAUUUACACAGAAUUGCUAGACGCGCAAAUUAAGGAGGCUUCCAAAAUUUCUGCCGUAACCCAGUGGAAAAAGGAGAUCAAAGAGAAAGCUGCGGAGAAAGACGCACCUAAGCCUGUCUCUCGUGGUUCUAUUGCUGUUAGUAUUCAAGCCCCGGAUAUUGAGAUCAACAUUAAUCUCCUCGACAUAGUGCUUUUCCUCCUCGAUCGUUUCCGAACGUAUUACCGUGUCGGUCACUACUACAUUCCUGCAAAACCCAAAGCACCGAGUAACGUGUAUUAUAUGCUUUGCUGGCUCGCUGGCCUGCGGUGGAAUCACAUGUACGACGAACUCGGUGAGUACUUCAAGGAACUUUACGACAAACCUGAGGGACAGGAAGACAAGCCGUAUAAAGAAUUCUCCGACACAGAUCUUAGCGUAGAUGCUAACUCACCAUUAAACCCUGUUGGCACCUCAGCAAUUACACCUAAGACAUUAACAGAAACGCUCGAACAGGUUUCUUUACUCUCCCGAACUGUAUCAGUCGCCAUACUAGGCCACGGCCACGCGGAAGGCGUGUAUGCCUCUGACUUUAGCUGUAACUCAGAUAAAUUAUUAUAUCCAUCAAACCUAUCCUCUUGCUUAGAUAUGUUAGUAGAUGUAAUUAAUAGAGUGUAUUAUCAAUUGCGUUUCCUAUUCAUCCAGUGCCAGAAUGGCGAUAAGCUCGGCGGAUGGGAAGACUGCUGGUACGGCCGGCAUGUUGGUGGGUCAUCAUGGAAGUGCAAUGAGUUCCAAUGUCCUAACCUAGAGUGUAACCUAAGCGCUAACCAAAGUGCCAAGCAAAUAGGCAACCAAAACACUAAGCAAACGUGUGACCAACAUCCCAAAUGCGGUAUCAAGUCACCGCUUCAGUCAUUUCUAGAGGACGGGCUCCCUGGCUUCUUGCCACAUACAUUUAAGACACCAGGUUGCAAACUUACAUGUUCAGUGUCCAACCACUUUGGAAAGCCGUGUCUUACUCCCAUGGGUUUUGCCGAUAUUAGCGUUACAGCCUCGCACACGAAAACAGGUUAUCACCUCAAGGAGGCUCUUAACCAUCUCUGUGGUAACGCAGGAAAACCGCUUAGUAAGCUGUGCUCUUUCCUAAGGUGCGUGUUGCGUAUGCCUCCACAGACGCUUGGUGGUAUGUUUGCUUUCUAUUACUGUUUCCUUAAGAACUGGAAUGACAAGGGAGUAAAGCAUAAAAAGGACGCAUUUGAGGAAGCUGUCCGAAAGGCCUAUUUCGGCCAGACAUAUUUAUUGAAUCCGACUAUUUUGUUGGACAAUGCUGUAUAUAAGCAACAUGCAACAUUCAACCAUGCCACAGCAGACAUGUCCAGUCUUACGGAUUGUGAUCCUAAGUCAGGAUCCGGCCUACCAUGCGGCAAAUAUUUGCAUCCCAUUACAUUGAGUAUUUUUACUACAUUCUCCUCAAAGCGCGCUGGCAAUUACCUUUCAUGGGUUGUGUACACUACUGAAACGUUCUUUGGGUUACUCUACGAUUUGUAUGAGUCUUGCAAAAAGUGCAGCGUGCCUGGCACCAGAUGCUGUGAUAAGAGCUGUACAAAAGGUUGUAGAGUGAAGUCCGCUUACUCAUCUGAUGGAACCGCCAAACAACUGAAUGGUCUAACGCACACUACCGACUGUCAUUCUAUUGUCAAAUGUCCCGAUAUGCAUCCGACACUACACAAGUAUGGUUUCAUAUUUGGUAGCCCGUACAAACUGAACGGUGCAAAACAUCAUGAGGCGCAGAAACGCACGUGCAAAGAUUUUUGCACGGCAUUGGAGAAUGUCAUCAGAGAAAAGAACGUUCUCCACACUUUUGCACAUGAGACCAUACCCAAGUUCCUGUGGGCCAUCCGUCUCCCCUUCUUCUACACCAUGGUCGCACUGUGGUCUAUCGCAGCUCUUCUCAUCGUCUACACUCUGCUCUGCCGCCUGGAGAUACUGCGCAUACGUUCUCACCUUAUUCGCUUCAAGGUGUCGCACCUCAUCAACGUCAAGGCGCUACUCACUCCCAGGCGGAAGAUGCUGUCACUGUACAAGGACGUCGAUUACUUCGACGACGACCCCUUAGAAGUACUGUACGUCAGAUAA